Molecule: messenger RNA, 858 nt
Organism: Colletotrichum truncatum
Lineage: Eukaryota; Fungi; Ascomycota; Sordariomycetes; Glomerellales; Glomerellaceae
Product: C2H2 finger domain-containing protein
Source: RefSeq, a predicted model, not a curated record
AUGGACAACCAAUAUUACCGCGGAGCAAACUAUUAUGUUAACGCAGCGUCUCCAGUGUCGUCGGGAGACUUCCUUGAAUCUCCUACGUUCCUAGAGGCACCGGCACUCGUCCGACAGCUGUCUGACGCCAGCUCGAGAGAGCCACUUACCCCAUCCUCAUACGGCUCACCUGGGUCACCAGGCAUGUCUUACGCAUACCACACAAUGAGUCAUUCUCCAGCAGACAACUAUGCGGCAUACUAUGGCGAGGAGGGCGCGUACUACGGCGACGAAUAUGCCAAUGCCGCAUCUUCCUCGGCGCAGCAAACGACCGAGUCAUACUACGGCGAUGUCGACUGGUCGAAAUAUGACUAUGUCCCUACGGAGGACGGAGGCUACUGGCAAAUGAAACCUCGAUUUGUGCCUGCGGGACAGUAUCCGGCAGUUAUACCUCACCAGGGGGGUCAGGAGCAGCAAGAGGUGGUUGACUACAAGUUUCCCUGUCUAGAAGCGGGCUGCACAGCGAAUCCCUUCAAGCGGAAGGCGGACCUGGAGCGACACUACAGACAGGUGCAUCAGGACCCAUCUAAAAAAGAAGCCCACAAGUGCGACUAUCCCAAGUGCUCAAGAAGAAACGAGCCAUUCGGACGACGGGAUCACUUCAGAGACCACCUGCGAGACUACCACAACGAAGAUAUCUUCAAGCGGGGCACACACGUGGAUGACAGCUGGCUCCAAGGACGCAACCUCUCUUCGCGGUGGUGGCGGUGCUCCAAAUGCUUGAUCAGGGUCGACGUCAACUCGUAUCCCGACCAUGUCUGUCCAAAAUGCAAAAACCCGUGCGAAGACAAGCGCAAGCGAGCUCGAGGUUGGCAUUGA